Molecule: messenger RNA, 2208 nt
Organism: Lampris incognitus (smalleye Pacific opah)
Lineage: Eukaryota; Metazoa; Chordata; Actinopteri; Lampriformes; Lampridae
Product: non-muscle caldesmon-like
Exons: 15
Coding region: 253-1911 (552 amino acids)
Biological process (GO): signal transduction
Molecular function (GO): actin binding
Source: RefSeq, a predicted model, not a curated record
GAGAGAGAGAGAGAGAGAGAGAGAGAGAGAAAUAGAGAGACAGAAAGAGAAAAAAACAAAUGAGACAGAGGAGAUCUGCUCCUGGAAAGCCCCCUAUUUCUCUGUCUCCCCACAACACCAGAAGACAGAGACAGCUCAGAGGAGAGAAGCAUCAGAACCUGACUGAGAACCAGCACCUGGAACCAGACCAGAGCACAACUCAACACAACACAACACAUCACAACACAUCACCGCCCACCCGGCUCAACAGACAUGUCCAACUCCAUCAAGAGAAGAAACUCCAGCAAGCAAGGCUUGCAGAACCUCACAAGGGUGACGGCCCAGCGGAGUCUGGAGGAUGCUGAGGAGAUCGAGCGAGAGCGCAGGAGACGGGCCAGGGAGAAGGAGAGAGGCCAGGGAAGUCUAUCUUUGCCUGUAACCCCUUCUCAAGGAAAUAGUUUCUUAACACAGCAAACAGUGUGGGGCCAAGAGCUGAAACCCUGCUGCCAGUUUGUUCAGGAGGAAGACGAAGGCUUCAGCGACUGGACCCACAAGUUGGAGAGCCGUAAACUGCCCUCCAAGGAGAAGCAGCAGGUCCAGAAUGACUACAAAACCAGAGAGAAAGGAUGUUCUGAACCAAGACGGAAAUCUGAUCCUGAAGUGGAGGAGAGAGAGGAGAAGGAGGAGGAGGAGGAGGGGCAAUGUGGUGCCAGAGGAAAUAAUAAGUCCCAAGAAGCUUUAAGACGACACCCAGAGGACAAGAUAUGUAACAUGAAAAAGGAAGUCAAGAUCUCCUACAGCUGCACAGUCUUCAUGCCACAGGAUGGAGGUCCCUGGUACACAAACAGCCAGGCAGCAGAGAGGACCUCCUGUUUGUUGGCAGGAAGAGUACAGCAACGUCUCAAUGUCAGCCCAGCUGAUCACAGGGAGGAGGUGGGUGAGGAAGAGGUGGAGGUCCUCCUGGGGCAUGAGAAGAAGCUGGAGGAGACCCACAGGGAAAGACAGCAACAACUGGAGGAGCUUAAGCUCAAGACGGAACAGGAGCAGCAGAGCAUGAUGGGAAACCUCCACCUUAGAAUGGAGGACAGACACGGGGUUAUGGCAUUGGAGGAGGAAUACAGUCACUUCCCCGAGGAGAUGGAGGGACAAAAGACAACAGAGUACAGGGAGAGGUGGAGGGAGGAGAAAGACCAAGAGAGGAAGACCACCCCCAGCAUCUCUAGCAAUGAAGGGGAGGGGCCAUUUAACCCCUAUGGUCCAAUGAGCCCUACAUUUAAGAAACUUCUCAUACAGUUUUAUCCAAAUGAAAUGCAGGCCAGAGUCACAGCUGACAGUACGUGCACGAUCACUGAGAGAACAGAGUCUCUGAGCCGCUCACUGAUGAAAAGUAAUAACAGCAUGAGGAAGACCCCGCCGCCUAUUGCCGUCUCCAAGAUUGACAACAGGUUGGAGCAGUACACACAUGCCAUCAAGAUCUCAUCCGUGGAGCCCAAAGCAGCAAAGCAGGUGUUAACAGACCUCCCAAGUCCCGGCGAGCCUGUGGCCUCGAAGAGAAACCUGUUUGAAGCUGGCGAUGCCUGGAACCAGAGCUCCACUAAUGCCACACCAUCCAAGGAUGUAGAUGGUCUUAAAGUGGGGGUGGCUGACCUUAUCAACCAGUGGGUGAAAGGGAGCUCAGAUGGGACCAGGAACAUCUCCCCCUCCAAACCAGCAGAAAUCAAACCAGGUGACGUUCUAAGCAAGAAAAAUUUAUGGGAGAACCUGGUUGACACAUCAUCUCCUGGAAGAGAAGGAAGGGGGAGCUCUUGCGGUCAAAGACACAAAUUUGUGGUGACGGGUCAUGGAAAGUAUGAGAAGGUCUAUGUUGAUGAUGAUGACUACAGUGAGUACACCAACUAUCCACCAGCUGGGCAAUUCCAUGAAGAUUUGUGAAAGGCACAUUGGAUAUUUGAAGAUUUUGGAUGGAUAAACCAUGUCUUGGAUACUGCACACAUUUCAUAGGACCAAAGAUAACAUUUCAACUUUCUUCAUAUUUCACAUAUUAGUUAACAUUAAUGUUAAUAUAGCUGUAGCAGAUGAAUACUUUGUCAAUGUCCUCUACACCAUCACUGAGCAAAAAUUAAGGCAAAAUGUAUCAUUUAUCUUGGAAAAUUUCAUUUAUACUGUCUUUUUGUUGAUAUUUUAUGUCAUUACACCAAAUUACCACUAAAAUGAAAAUAAAGUUAAUGA